Molecule: messenger RNA, 330 nt
Organism: Pocillopora meandrina
Lineage: Eukaryota; Metazoa; Cnidaria; Anthozoa; Scleractinia; Pocilloporidae
Source: the annotation of a GenBank genome assembly
AUGGACUCAAACAAAGAUGACACUAGAAAGAUGCGUGACGUGAGGGAAGAAAAUCCAUCGAAAUGUUUCAACACCACCACACAGAUUGAGGAAAAGUUAACCACUCUGGAGUCCAGAAUUAGAGUUGUGAAAUCGGAUUUCAAGGCGCAAGUCGACGACCUUAGAUCUCGUAUGGAACGUUUGAAGACAGAGCUGGAAAAUGUUCAAGACGAUUUGAACUCGAGGAAAAUGAAAGAUGCGAAAAAUUACGACGACGCGAGAAGAAAUAUCUUGAAAGAGACACGUGCGUAUCGAAAACACCUGCUACAAAAGAACAAAGAGUUGACUUGA